AUGAGUAAGGAGAAAAUAAUUUUUUUAAUAAAGAAUAUACAGAUAAUAAAUUAUAAAGAGAAGCAUGUGCUAAAUCAUGUAAGUAAUUUAUUAAAAAAAUUUAUAAAUGAACUAACUAUUGAUGAUAUAUAUUUGGUUUUACACACCUUUUGCAAACUGAAUUUUACAAAAUAUUCCCUAUACAACAGUUUUGUAAAAAUUAUUAUGAAUAAGAAGCCUUCAAUGAAUACAAGGAUAUUAACACAGCUACUAAUAGAUCUUCAUAAAACGGCAUCCCUAGACAUAAAUAUGUUAACCUUUUUUACUGAGUAUUAUAUAAAAGAUGCACUAAACAAAUUUUCCUUAUUUGAUUUAUCAAUGAUCUUGUUUAUCUACAACAAAUAUAAUUACAACGACUCCGAAACAGUUCGCCAAAUAUGCCAAGUUCUUAACUCGUGUUUUAUGCCCAUAAUCGAUCAGGACAAGGGGGUACUAACUACAAUAUUGCUAAGCUUAUCCAUGCUAAAUCUGAAUUAUGGAAUGUAUUUUAAUUUGAUAAAAGAACAUGUAUAUAAUAAUUAUGAACAGUUUGAAAUUAAAUAUUUGUGCAAUAUUUCUUAUUCUAUUGCCUUAUGGAUUGCCACUAAUUCAUUAAGAGAUGAAAUACUGAAUGAUGUAUUAAAGACUAUAGUAAGUUUGUUGUUAAGUAAUAUAAGUAAACUUAAAAAUGAGGAACUGAAGCAGGUACACAUAGUGUUAUAUCUUUUGAAGAACAUGGGGGAAAACUGCCAAGACGCUAUAAACAAAAUUGAAAAGAAAAAUAUUAGAAAUAUUAUUACGGUUUCAAAGAUACAGCAGCAGGUUGAGAAGAUUUUCAAAGAAAUAGGAUUACGUGCUGAGAGGGAACUACCUGUAGGUCCUUAUAUGCUGGAUUUUGCCAUAAAAAAAAAGAGGAUUUGUAUUGAGAUUAACGGAUUCAUGCAUUAUUACACUUUUGGAGGAAAAAUAAAUACCAAAAGUUCCCUUAAGUACUAUAUUUUAAAUAAGCUUAACUGGAAAGUUAUUACAAUCGAAUACAUGGACUGGAAAAACAAGUCAAAGGAGGACAAAAUAAAAUACUUAGAGACAAAUAUACUACACGAAAUAAAAUGA
Messenger RNA from Plasmodium malariae, 1131 nucleotides. RefSeq names its product RAP protein, putative. The transcript is spliced from 6 exons. The record is from RefSeq and is a predicted model, not a curated record. Bases 1 to 1131 code for a protein of 376 amino acids. Lineage: Eukaryota; Apicomplexa; Aconoidasida; Haemosporida; Plasmodiidae.